Molecule: messenger RNA, 4620 nt
Organism: Catharus ustulatus (Swainson's thrush)
Lineage: Eukaryota; Metazoa; Chordata; Aves; Passeriformes; Turdidae
Gene: UPB1
Product: beta-ureidopropionase 1
Exons: 10
Coding region: 1-1152 (383 amino acids)
Molecular function (GO): beta-ureidopropionase activity
Source: RefSeq, a predicted model, not a curated record
AUGGCCGGAGCGCUGGAGUCGCUGGAGUCGUGCCUGGAGCGGCACAUCCCGCCCGAGGAGCUCGCCGAGGUGAAGCGGAUCCUCUAUGGGGGCGAGGCCAGAAAACUUGAUUUGCCAACUGCUGCACUGUCAGCAGCUCAGGAAAAGGAUUUUGAGCUGCAGGGCUAUGGAUUUGAAGCUGCUCCGGAGCAAUUGAGAAGGCCACGUAUUGUUCGAGUGGGACUGAUACAGAAUAAACUUCCUCUUCCCACAGACACAGCAGUGGCAGUCCAGGUGGCUGCUCUGCACAGACGCAUCGAGGACAUGGUGGGAGUGGCUGCAAUGUGUGGGGUCAACAUUGUGUGUUUCCAGGAGGCUUGGACCAUGCCCUUUGCUUUUUGUACAAGAGAGAAACUUCCCUGGACUGAAUUUGCUGAGUCAGCAGAGGAUGGGCCAACAACAAAAUUCUGUCAAGAGCUUGCAAAGAAGUACAAUAUGGUUGUGGUGUCUCCAAUCCUGGAGAGAGAUGAACUGCAUGGUGGAAUUCUGUGGAAUACUGCAGUGGUCAUUUCUAAUUCUGGAGCACUCCUUGGAAAAAGUAGGAAAAAUCACAUUCCAAGGGUUGGAGAUUUCAAUGAGUCUACUUACUACAUGGAAGGAAACACAGGACACCCAGUGUUUCAGACACAGUUUGGGACAAUUGCUGUGAACAUCUGCUAUGGGCGCCACCACCCUCUGAACUGGCUCAUGUAUAGCAUGAAUGGAGCAGAGAUCAUCUUUAACCCUUCAGCCACUAUUGGCUCACUCAGCGAGGCGCUGUGGCCCAUCGAAGCCAGGAACGCGGCCAUCGCCAAUCACUGCUUCACCUGUCCCAUCAACAGAGUAGGAACGGAGUACUACAAAAACGCUUUUACUUCUGGAGAUGGUGGAAAAGCACACCAUGAGCUGGGCCAUUUCUACGGCUCGAGUUACGUGGCUGCGCCAGACGGCAGCAGGACCCCGGGGCUCUCUCGCACUCAGGAUGGGCUGCUGGUGGCAGAGAUGGACCUCAACCUCUGCAGGCAAGUCAGUGACAAAUGGAAUUUUAAGAUGACUGGUAGAUACGAAAUGUAUGCAGAAAAGCUCGCUGAAGCAAUCCAGCCUUUCUUUAUACCCAAUAUCAUCAAAGAGUAAGAGAGAGCAUCUCAUUACACUCAAAUGUUACAAGACAAAUUCAAACUUACUGUUGGAAUUACUGUGAAUCACAAGGUGCUUUUUUAAUGCUCUUUAAUGUCAGUUUAAUUUCAUGUAACCAAUUUUAAAUAAUAAGAUUCAAAACUGCAUUAUGUAAAAUAAUUGAAAAUGGCUGAAAUGUUAUUUACAGUAAUGGAUCCAAAGUUUUGUUCCUUGCUAGAAGUACAUCCAGUGUUUUCCUAGAGUAGAAACACAGAGUGCACUGUGAUAUAGUUGAGAUCAGAGGACAUGAAAAUUUUUACCUAAACUUUGCAUUGUACAUCUAUUUCCACUUUCCAGUUUUUACCCUCUGCCCAAAUGCAUAAUUUAGGGAGAAAGGAGGAAGAAAUUGUUUUCAUCUGGGUUGUUUUCUUUUUCUGCUUAAAACUGCCUGAUGCAGUUCUGUUACAGCUGAAUCAUGUCCCAGACAUCCCAGUUGCUCCAAGGUCUGUGGUGCUGUGAAGCAAGACCACUUUGGUUCUGCUGCCUUUGACACAACCACAGCUGGAGCAGUGUCUUUGCUGGGCCCUUCAAGGUGAGAAGUCAUGCUCAGAGAGAUGCUUUGGUAUCUUCCAAAGCUCAGUGCCCUUGUGGGAAGCAGAAAUAGAGACCCUGGCCAGAGCACAGGCUGGGGCAGUUGCGUGCUUGUCACUGUGAACAGAAAGCUCAGGAUGGGGAAGGAAAACUCUGGGGUGCACUCCAGCAGGAGAGGUGGUGGCUGCAGAGUGCACAAACCAGCUGUGGAAUAAAGCUGGUAAUGAUACAUUUGCUAUUCUUAGCUAGUACUGUAUUCUGAAAUUGUGCUUCUUAUGAUUUGGGUGAUGGCAAUAGGUGUACAGGCAAUGCAGACUGAAUACAGUUUACAGCCCCCCAACUAUGAAUUUAUAGCUGUAAUAAACAUUGAACUCUUGUUUCUGUUUUUCUGAAUUACGAUUUCAGAUUUUCAAAAACAUUCUUCCUAAUAAACUUGUUAAUAAAUGCACUUGCUACAUUAUGUUACAGGGUUAUUUGUGAGUUUAACUUUAUUGAGAAUGGCUUAAUUACAAAUAAAAAUAUAUUUAUGUAUAAAAUCCCUGCAUGUAAAAUCCCCUUCCUUUGCUAUUGACAUCCUGACAGAAACAAAGCAACAGAACAUUUUGAGAGUGAGAGUUUUGAUAGACAAUCUUGUAAUAGGAAAAAAAGUUUCAGAAAAUGCAGAUGUUCUGGAUGCUUGUGCAGUGAGCUGAGUUUUCAGCUGAAUUUGUGUCAUACUCAGUCUUUUCACUUGGCUUUUGCUUCUUCCUCAUGUUUUCAUCUCAUAUCCAUCUUCCAUUUGGCAGCUGUGUGAGAUCCUGUUGCAACAGCGACCUCUCCUUUUGUCUGCACUAGCUCAGACAGCUUUGUUUGUCUUUCACUGUUGAAGCAUUUAAAGCCUGGGUACCCAACACUUACCAGUCCACAUUGUUACACCUGUGUGUGCACUUCAGAACACUAAGCUUGCCCUUAAAUUCAUAUUUCCUAUAUGCCCAGGAUUCACUUUUGGCAAUGGAAACAGCAGAUGCUAAAUGUCAAUUACAAGCCUUUGUAAGAAUUGUCUUUAUUAAACUAAUCAAGCCUGCUCUAAGAUAAAUCCUGUGGCAGUUUAAUAGUAUUGAACUACCUACCUGAAAAUGCAUGGGUUAAGGAAGUACUCUAACAGCCUGUAGCUUCCAUACCUGUUAAUUAUUAACAGAGCUAAUACACUUUCUCAAAAUCAAGCAUCACAAUUUUGGCCCUGGACAUAAAAAUUCCCAGAUCAGGAGUCUUCUGGUUCCUUCCUUUGGAGGAGUUGAAAGGUAUUCUCUGCAACAGGUUUUGUACCUUUCUUCUGGAGGGAUUCUGCUGCUGGCACUGAAUGGACCAGUUCUACACAAAUCACAUCCUACCUGUUCUCAUCAGUGCCAGAAUGUAUUUACACUUCACCAAUCAUAAGCAAAAUUUGACACACAAAAUUUCCUGUUGUGCACUUUUGUUUGGAAUUUUUUAAGGGUUACUGCAUUUUACAUGUCUGUUACUAUUUUCUGCCUUUGUACAAAGGAGCACUCUUGAUUCUACUUAGUCAACACUGUAUCCUUUUCAGUUAGUCAACAACUGACAAAAUGUGUAUCUUGGUAAAAAAUCUUUCUAUGCUGAAAGCAGAUUCCUAUUUAUUAUAGCCACCAGUAAGUCACAGUAUCCUUUUACUGUGAUUCCACAUAGUUCCAUAACUUCAACAGUUUUUUUCCUAAACCCAUACCAGAGAUAUUGGAUCUCUGUCUUAAGGGCAAAUUUUCCUUGUUUUACAUCUGUGCUGAUUUUCCUACUCACUUUCAUAUAGGCAAGACUGAAGAUUGAGAUGUUGAAGAAGUUAGGAUGAACAAAGCUGAAGUGGCUUUUUUAACACUUCAGAGUGCUCCUCUAGUAACAGAGGAAAGGGUUAUUAAUGGGCUGCUACCAAUUUCACUUAAUGUCUCAAUACAGCAACAACUUAAUCCAAAUACAGUUGUAGUACAAGAGCUAGAAAAAUCUAAGUUCCUGCCUUCUUACUUAUAGCAGAGAUGUUUGUACUUCUUUUUUUCUUGCAUGAUUUUAGCUCUUCUUAGAAAGUCAAUGACUAAUACCAACAGCAAAAUUUGGCUCAAAUUAUGAUUCAGCAUUUUAGUACAAUGCAGUAGAUGCUGUCAGAUAUUUACACUUUACACACAAAAUAUAUACCAUUAGUGUGGAUGAUAAUUUUCUGCAUUUGCUUAGUAAGUUUAAAUGUUUAGAACAUUCAUAUUUAAGAAUGGAUUCUGCAGAAACUGGCACACGUGGGUGGAAUAACAUUCAGAGCUUUUUGUGAAGAGCAGUAGAGAUUUCAAGUGCAAAUAAAAUCUUUCCACCUAAGUUCUGGAGCAAUCUAGAGCUCUGAGCAGUCAUCCAAGAGGAUUUAACCAGAAAAGAUUGAGUGUGUAGUGCAAGGGAGCAAUUCCAGUAUUGCAGUUGCAUAAAUGCUAAAUCUCUGAAUUUGGUACAUGGGAUGUUUCCUACAUUGCAGACAAUACUGAUGAGCCAGCAAGUUUUUGUUAUUUAUAAAUAGUUAACAUUUUUUCCUUUUAUAAUACUCUGCUGAACUUCAAAUCCAUAGAGUUUGGAUGAAGAGCAGCCCUUGAUGCUUUGACAGAGAGAGAAACAGGUAUUUUCUGGGGUUUUUUUCUUUGUUUACCUAAACCUAUGCAAAUAUUACUAAGUGUUAAAGUUCAUAAAUUUGGUGCUUUUUUUCUUAGGUGUUUGAUUUGAAAAUAAGCUGAAAGUGAACAGGCUCUGGGGGCUGUAUUUCAAACUGCUGUUCAAAUGUGCAAUGUUGAAAAUUAGGGAAAAAAAAAAAACAAAACCAAGAAAACAGAGACAGACAUUGCAAAAUCAGAUACAUCAUCAGAAAAAAAAAAAUAA